UGAACCGUGUCCUCGUGUGACCCGAGCAGACCGGAAAUGCUGUAACACACACACAUCUCCUGGACCAGAGUCUCUCUCUGUCCGGAGCCGACACACCGACACACACCGCCCUGCAGACAGAGAGGGACAAUACUCUGCUAAAUAUACAUGUGGUGUCUCAGACCUCGGCGGUCCUGUCAUGCUCUCCUCUCUCCCAGCGCCUGCGCUAGUUCACUGCAGCUGACGUCACACCCAGCAUGGCGGUCAAGGUGCAAUCAACAAAAAGAGCUGACCCACAUGACUUGAAGACUAUUUUCUUGAAGUAUGCCAGUGUGGUGGAGGAUGGAGAGCGUUACAUGACCCCCGGGGACUUUGUGCAGAGUUACCUGGGUCUGCAUGCACAGCCUCAGCAUAAUCCCAAAACAGUGGCGCUGAUAGCUGGAGUGGCUGACACUACUAAAGAUGGACUGAUCUCUUUCCAGGAGUUUCUGGCCUUUGAAUCAGUUCUGUGUGCCCCGGAUGCCCUGUUCAUAGUUGCCUUUCAGUUGUUUGACAAGACCGGCACAGGGAACAUCUCAUUUGAGAAUGUACGCGACAUCUUCAGCCAGACCACAGUUCAUCACCACAUCCCCUUCAACUGGGAGUGUGAGUUCAUCAGGCUACACUUUGGCCAUGGAAGGAACAAGAAUCUCAGCUACACAGAGUUCACCCAGUUUCUGCAGGAGCUGCAGUUGGAGCAUGCCCGCCAGGCGUUUGCACAAAAGGACAAGAACAAAAGUGGCACCAUCACUGCCUUGGACUUCAGCGACAUCAUGGCCACCAUCAGACACCACAUGCUGACUCCAUUUGUAGAGGAGAACCUGGUUUCAGUUGCAGGAGGCAGCACCUCCCACAUGGUGAGCUUCUCCUACUUCAAUGCCUUCAAUGCCCUCCUCAACAACAUGGAGCUGGUCCGCAAGAUUUACAGCACCCUCGCCGGCACUUACAGAGACACGCUCGUUACCAAAGAGGAGUUUGUUCAUGCUGCAAAUAAGUUUGGUCAAAUCACUCCGAUGGAGAUCGACAUCCUGUACCAACUCGUUGGUCUCCACUCUCACUCCGGGCGGCUGAACCAUGCAGACAUUGAGAGGAUAGCCCCGUUGGAGGAAGGAGCCAUGCCAUACCACCUAGCAGAGGCCCAGAAACAGCACGCUCACGAAACGUCUCGGCCCGUCUGGCUCCAGGCUGCAGAGUCUGCCUACAGGUUCGGUCUGGGCUCAAUCGCUGGAGCGACCGGUGCCACGGCUGUGUACCCCAUCGACCUGGUGAAGACGCGCAUGCAGAACCAACGCUCCACGAGCUCCUUCGUAGGAGAGCUGAUGUACAAGAAUAGCUUCGACUGUGCGAAGAAAGUGCUCCGUUACGAGGGCUUCUUCGGAUUCUACAGAGGUCUGCUCCCGCAGCUCAUCGGCGUCGCCCCGGAGAAAGCUAUCAAACUCACGGUGAAUGAUUUUGUCAGGGACAAGUUCACCACAGACGAUAAUGCCAUCGUUCUGCCUGCAGAGAUUCUCGCUGGUGGAUGUGCCGGAGCUUCCCAGGUGAUUUUCACCAAUCCUCUGGAGAUCGUUAAGAUCCGUCUGCAGGUGGCUGGAGAGAUCACCACAGGCCCCAAGGUCAAAGCCCUCAGUGUUGUGAGGGACCUGGGCUUCUUUGGCCUCUACAAGGGAGCCAAAGCGUGCUUCCUGCGCGACAUCCCCUUCUCCGCCAUCUACUUUCCUGUUUAUGCCCACACCAAGGCGAAACUGGCGGAUGAGGACGGAAGCCUGGGGGCGCUACAGCUGCUCACUGCUGGAGCUAUUGCAGGUAUACCGGCGGCUUCGCUGGUGACCCCUGCUGAUGUCAUCAAGACCAGGCUCCAGGUGGCGGCCCGAGCCGGCCAGACGUCAUACAGCGGAGUUAUCGACUGCUUUAGGAAGAUCCUCAAGGAGGAAGGGUUCAGGGCGUUUUGGAAGGGCGCGGGAGCUCGCGUGUGCAGAUCAUCACCGCAGUUUGGUGUGACCCUGGUGACCUAUGAACUGUUACAGAGGUGGUUGUACGUUGACUUCGGAGGACAUCGUCCUGCCGGCUCGGAGCCCAGUCCCGUACCCACCAUGAAGGACCUACCCUCUGUGACCGCAGACCAUGUAGGCGGCUACCAUCUGGCUGCCGCAACCUUCGCCGGCGUGGAGAGAAAGUUUGGUCUGCACCUGCCCAAGUUCAAGCCUUCUGAAGAGCCGACAAUCAAACCAGCGGAGGCUUCAUAAAGCUGCAUGCUCCAGAACGGUUUUAUUGAGCCACGUUUAUCUUAAACACAUCUGAGCGGUUGUCUUACUUUAAAUGCUGCAUGGGUAUGGCUUUAUUGCGUUUUUCUUUUACAUAGCUUGCACAACUUUAUUGUACAUAUUGUACUUCUCUACAGAGGGACAUUAUGGGCAUGACGAAGGAUUGUAACUGCGUUUUCUGAGUGUGCAAUAGCUUUGGUGUGCAUGUGUGAAGUUAAAAACUUCAGAGACACAAGGAUGUACAGAUGUUUUCAAAAGUGUAUAUUUUGAAAUCAUGACCAGGCACUCUGGAAAUAAUUUAAAUGUAUUUAUUGUAUUUUAUUGAAAUAAAUCAUUCAAAGUG
This is a messenger RNA of Sebastes umbrosus (honeycomb rockfish), 2622 nucleotides long. RefSeq names its product calcium-binding mitochondrial carrier protein Aralar1-like. Gene Ontology annotation, molecular function: calcium ion binding; L-glutamate transmembrane transporter activity; L-aspartate transmembrane transporter activity. Lineage: Eukaryota; Metazoa; Chordata; Actinopteri; Perciformes; Sebastidae. Gene Ontology annotation, biological process: malate-aspartate shuttle; aspartate transmembrane transport; L-glutamate transmembrane transport. The transcript is spliced from 18 exons. Bases 237 to 2261 code for a protein of 674 amino acids. The record is from RefSeq and is a predicted model, not a curated record.